Molecule: messenger RNA, 765 nt
Organism: Penicillium bovifimosum
Lineage: Eukaryota; Fungi; Ascomycota; Eurotiomycetes; Eurotiales; Aspergillaceae
Gene: yth1
Product: cleavage polyadenylation factor RNA-binding subunit YTH1
Exons: 1
Coding region: 1-765 (254 amino acids)
Molecular function (GO): RNA binding; metal ion binding
Source: RefSeq, a predicted model, not a curated record
AUGGCUACCGAUACCGCCCGAACAGCUGCAAAUCUCCUCUCUGCUGAGCCGAAUCGCGACCCCAGUUACAAUGACUUUACUUUCACGCCUUUCUUACGCAAGAGCUUCGGCUUCGGACUCGCCAGCGAUGUACCUGUCUGUAAAGCUUACAGUGAAGGGCACUGUCCGUUAGGGCCUGCCUGUCCCGAUCGCCAUCCUACCCCCUCCCGUGUCACCACCUCAACUACCACAGCAUCUGGGAUGGCACCAUCUACCACGCACGGGUCGCUGGUCUGCAAACAUUUUCUCAAGGGACUAUGCAAGAAGGGAUUGAAAUGCGAAUACCUCCACGAAUACAACCUCCGACGAAUGCCCGAGUGCCAGUCAUUUUCGCGAUCCGGAUAUUGCACCAAUGGCGACGACUGCCUUUACCAGCACGUUCGCGAGGAGGCACGCCUGCCGCCUUGCGAGCAUUACGACCGCGGAUACUGUGAACUGGGACCACUUUGUGCAAAGCGACAUGUGCGCCGGAAGCUAUGCAUGUUCUAUCUGGCUGGGUUCUGUCCUGAUGGAAAAGCAUGCGCCAAUGCUCAUCCGCGCUGGAGUGAUAACCUACCUCGGCCUACGAUGCGCACCGAAAAGACGGAAGAGGAAUUGGAGCAGGAACGGGCUCUCAUUCGCGAAGAACAAGAGCGGGAGAAGGAGCGGGAAAGGGAAUGGCGAAAUGAACGUGGUCGGGGUGGUGGAUUUGGCCGUGGUCGCUUCCGCGGGCGUGGAAGAGGUUAG